AUGCAAGUUAAUGAAAUUUUCCUUGACCGGUACCACAUUACAGCUCUUCUCGGUUCAGGUGGCUUUGGCAAUGUCUAUAAAGCUUAUGACCUCAAAUCCAAUCAAGAAUUCGCCAUAAAGAUCGACGUUAAAAAACGAAACCAAACACUUGUGGAAUCAAAAAUUCUCUUAGAUUUACAAGGAGGGGAAGGGAUUCCUAAGCUCCACACAGCUGGAAAAUAUGCCGAUUUAAGCUACAUGAUCACAGAGCUCCUUGGUCCUAAUUUGAAUACAUUGAGAGAAGACAGAGGGAAGAAGUUUCAAUUAAAUUCUGUGGUUACAAUAGGAUGCCAAGCUUUAGACAGGCUAGAAUAUAUUCACAGCAAAGGAUAUUGCCAUAAAGAUGUCAAACCGUCUCAGUUUCUUCUGUCUCUAGAUAAGAAAAAGAUUUAUGUUUGCGAUUUUGGUCUCUCCUGCAAAUAUAUUUAUGGGAAUUCUCAUAUUCCUUUCCGUGGACAUUGCAGCAGAGUCGGUAGUCCGAGCUUUGCUUCUCUUAAUCUUCACUUAGGUUUUCAGUGCUCCCGCAGAGACGACUUAGAGUCUUUGUCAUAUAUGCUUAUAUUAAUGUUAAAAGGCAGUUUGCCAUGGAAUCAAAACAAAUUUGAGUACGCUGAGAAAUGGCAGAGUAUAUAUGGAGUCAAAGCAAGAAUGAGCAUUUCAUCUUUAUGCUCAGGCUGCCCAGCUGAAAUAGAGAAAUUUUUAAGCUAUACAAGAGAGCUGAAAUUUGAAGAAAAGCCGGACUAUCGAUACCUUAAAUCGCUGCUUAUUAGUGCUGCCACAGUUGAUUAUGCUCCUGAGUAUCUUGAAUGGAUAAAUCUUGAUGAGCUAAUUGAAAUUAAAAAGAAAAGCAAAAAACAUCAUAGGAAUAAAUCAUUUGCCCAUGGGGAGAAAGAAAGUGAAGAAAAUGGAAGUUUUGGCUCAAUUUCGUCUUCUCAGAAGAGAUCAAGGAGGAAAAACAUAAAAAAUAAGACGCUUAUACUUAAACAUAAUGAAGGGCUAAAAGAAGGGAUUAGAAAGGUUUCGACUGUAUCCAGAUUAGAUAAAACCGCAGAAAAUAGCAGCAAUGAAAAAAAUAAAAACUCAAGCGGCGAGCUGGGGUUGAUUGUUUUGCAUAAGGUGAAAAUUAGUAUGCAUCGUAAGAUGGGAUCGGAGGAAAAUCCUAAUGAGUGUCCUCAGAUAACUCCAAGUGAGCCAAUUAUAAGAAGAAUGAUGUCCGGGCUGCAUGAAAUUGAUAUGAGCACCACAACUCAAAUUCCGCAAGUUGAUGAGCUAACCCCAAAAUCAGGCUUGCCACAGUUGUUAGAUAGAAAAAUAUUAAAAGACGCAAAAGAGAAAUUCCAAGAGACUGAGAUAGCUCCAAAAAUAAUUUACAAUAAUUAUCCAAUAACAAGAAAAGACGAGAAUGAUGUUUCACGCAAUAAUGUUUCGUGUGAAAAAUGUAUCAUAUAUUAA
Blepharisma stoltei is the source of this 1491-nucleotide messenger RNA. The record is from the annotation of a GenBank genome assembly. NCBI's taxonomy places the organism in Eukaryota, Ciliophora, Heterotrichea, Heterotrichida, Blepharismidae.